Molecule: messenger RNA, 4383 nt
Organism: Anoplopoma fimbria (sablefish)
Lineage: Eukaryota; Metazoa; Chordata; Actinopteri; Perciformes; Anoplopomatidae
Gene: wipf1b
Product: WAS/WASL interacting protein family, member 1b
Exons: 9
Coding region: 342-1907 (521 amino acids)
Molecular function (GO): actin binding
Source: RefSeq, a predicted model, not a curated record
UUCAGUCAUUUCAUCACUGCUGCAGGAAACCAGUCAAUGUGCUGCAUUAGAGCAAAACUGUGAAAGCCACUUACAUAACUUUAAAUAUAUUUCAUCAUGCACUAAAGUAAGUACGGUCUGCAUACAGUGAUGGGGAUACAUUUCCCUGCCACAGAGGGUUCAGUCAUGGAGGAGGUCAAACAGAAACAUCUGCAGUUGUCAGCACGGUGGAAACGUGCACAUGUGCAUUUGGCUUUUUAAAUCUUUAAAUCUGCCAGCGCGGCUUUCAACAGCCAGCUUUUGUGCAGACGUUUCUGCGGGUGCAGCGUCCAGUGCACACCGUGUGAAGUGGAGAGAGGAAGAUGCCAGCCCCUCCUCCCCCACCACCCCCGGGGCCUCCCCCUCCACCCACCUUUUCCUCUGCCAACACACAGAAGCCAUCUCUCAACCGCUCAGAUCAAAAUGGAAGGUCCGCUCUGCUGUCCGACAUCUGUGGUGGAUCUAGAUUAAAGAAAACCGUUACCUGUGACCGCAGUGGACCUUUGCUGGACAAACCUAAAGGAGGAGGAGGAGGAGGAGGAGGAGGAGGAGGAGGAGGCGGUGGCGGUGGUGGCGGAGGUGGCGGCGGCGGCGGCGGAGGUGCUGGUUUAGGAGGCCUGUUUGCAGGAGGGAUGCCAAAACUGAGGUCUGCAGGAAGCAGUGGUAGAAAUGACUCAGCACCGAGCCGAGGACCGGUGCUCCCCCCAGGAGGUCGCUCUUGUGGCCCCACCCCCUUCGGUGGGGGUGGAGGCUCAACUGGACCACCUAAGCUCCCAGGAGCCCCUGCUGGUGGCCGUGGCAGCUUCCCUGAUCUUCCAAAGGGUAGACCGAGUCUCUCAUCCAGACAAGACACUCCGGGAGGCCCCCCUCCUCCUGUACCCAGCACACCUCGACCAAACCAGGGCUUCCAGCCUCGUGGAGGACUUCCUCCGCCAGCCCUCCCUGGCGGACCCAGGCCCAGCCCGUCUUCUGGACCAACACCUCGUGGUCUUCCAUCAGGGAGGCACGGACCUCUCCCUCCCCCACCAGGAGGCUCCUCAGCUGGGCCAAGACCAGGGUUCUCUGCACCUCCUCAUCCAGCCCCAAACAGCAGCAGACCUUCCUUUCCGCCAACUGCUGGAGGGAGGCCUCCGCUUCCUGACGACCGACCCCCACCGCCACCCGUUGGAGGUCAUCGCCCGUCUAUGCCCCGCGAUGUGCCCCCUCCCCCUCCCUCCAUCAACUCCAAGCCUUCCUCCUCGGUCUCUUCCUCCUCCCCCUCUCGUCCCUCAGUCGGUGGGGGUGCGCCACCUCUCCCGCCGGGACGACCGGGCCCCCCUCCUCUCCCGCCCUCCCCCGCUGGAGGGGACGACCACAGCACCCCUCGUCUGCCCCAAAGGAACCUGUCACUCAACAGCAUUGCUCCAUCUCCACAACACGGUCGGGCAGGACCUCUCCCCCCUCCACCAAACGAGAGACCGCCAUCUCUCGGAAGGAACCAGUCCUCCACACGCACAGGCCCUCUUCCUCCCCCUCCUCCCACAGGUCGUGUAUCGGGAGGCGGCAGUGUGAGGUCAUCACCCGCUCCUUCUCCCAUUGGUCGGCCAGGCCCGGAGCCCCCCCGCGGUGGACCCGGCGGUAGACCUCCUCUUCCUCCGGACCGGCCGGGUGUCGGAGGGCCCCUUCCUCCUCCACCACCCAUGGGUAACGGCUUCCAGAACUCCCACCACAACCAGAUACAGGAUGAGUGGGAGAGUCGCUUCACGUUCCAUCCGGUCUCGGACCUUCCUCCACCUGAGCCCUACGUGUCCUUCCAGAAGACUUACCCCAGCAAGAUCGGCAAGUCGGACGGCAGAGGUUCUGGUAAAAAGGAGAGAGGAGCCCCCCCUCUUCCUCCUAUACCCAGGUGAAGAAGAGGUGGCAGCAAACACAACCCCUGGGACUGCUUUCUCUCUUUCCCUCCCUUACACUCUCUCUCUCUCUCUAUCUGUUGCACUCAUUCGGCCUCAUGCAGGAACAACUCGUACGAACAGAUCCGUUCUUCAGUGGCUCGUAGGAGUGAUUUAGGAGAACGUUUUUCACCAGUUAUCCUGUAUUUUGAAUUUUGUUUCCGGUACGAACACAUUGGUCCAAACCUAUGUGACAUAAGUCUGCUGUUAUUUAAGAUUUCCACUCAUGGGUUGUAUAUUUUCUUAACUUUUAAGCAAUUUUGAGUGUAAAAAAACACGAUUUAAUUACACUUCAUGAAUAUGUUGACAUUAUUCUGUUUGAAUUAUUGGCUAGUAUAAUUCUAAAUCUAUUCAUAAAGCCUAACAAUAUCAACAUUCAUUGAAAAUAUAAACAUAAACAGCCUAAAUGAUUUGACCCUUUUGCGAAGUCAUCCAUGUCCUUGCUGUAUGGACACACAUCUUGAAUGGAUCCGUUUCCUCUUUAUUUCAGUGACAGUUUGACCCUCAGAUGAGACAUUUCUUGUCUUUAACAGGUCUCUUAAUUCUGCUGCUGUUGCUGUUAAAAAUUCUCGACUUUUCUUUAUGGAUCCUUGAAAGCAGGACUUCAAUACAGGACACAUUGGACAGAACAAGAAGCCUUAUAUGCUAUUAUUGGGGCGUUAUUUAUGUUAAUUUACACUUCUCAUGAAUGCACGUUUGUUUACACACAGGUGGCACUUGUCAUGUUUAAGCUUCUCUUUUACACAGUUACCUGAAGUUAGGAGUGUUUGUUGAAUCUCACUCGUACGAGCCCAAAAAAGAAAGAAAGUUAAGAUAAGAAUCCGAGAUAUUCUUGCACGAGGCCAAAUGUGCUUUUACCUGCAGUGUGUGGUUUCAUCUGUGGACUGCAACAUGUAGCAUGGACCUGAAGUAUGGUUGACCAAGUAAAAAAAAAAAUAGUUCACAUCACGUGCCUCUGUAGCAGCACAGACCAAAGCCUGUUUAUUACUCCGGUACACUGUGUUCAGACAGAAAGAAAGAAAAAAGUUGUUCCUCUUCUGGGCACUUUGAAAAACAUGUUUUACAACCAUGCUGUUGCUGGACGAUGCUUUAUCUAAUGUUGAACAUUGACUUCCAUCAGCUAACCUUUUCAUCCUUUGCUUACUGUGGUUGAUGGAUUCCAUAUUUUGCUUCCUAGAUAUUAUAUUUUAGCGAUCAGCUCCACCUUUUUCUACAAUAAUCCAAACUCUUACUUGACAAACAAACCAGCGUUGGGCAUGUAGCAUGUGUGACUUCUUUCCCCAGCCUGUUCACACAGACGGCAUUAGGUGAAGCUAAAUCAACAUGCUAAGGCAAUAUAACUGUCAAGUGCCAGUUCCAGUGCAGGGUUUAUAAUGCAACCAAUCAGCUUGCUCAAUGUGUUGUUCAUUUUCUUUCCACUGUUUUCCAGUGUGCCUUUUUGUUUUCUCUAUUCAGGAUUGUAUCUUCAGGCUGCUUCAAAGAGUUAAGGGAAUUAGCCUUCUGUGCCUUAAAUUAUGUGUGUGUGUGUGUGUGUGUGUGUGUGUGUGUGUGUGUGUGUGUGUGUGUGUGUGUGUGUGUGUGUGUGUGUGUGUGUGUGUGUGUGUGUGUGUGUGUGUGUGUGUGUGUGUGUGUGUGUGUGUGUGUGUGUGUAUGUUUGUUCAGCUGGAUUGGAUCACCUCUGCUGAUGUAAAUUAAGCAAUACAGCGACGAUACGUAGAAUACUCAGUAUAGCAAAGUGUCGACGCAUAGAAAGACACGCAACCAAACUGAAAAUGGCCACAACCUCUUGCCACCGCUGCAUUAAGAAAUAAAAACAUCAGGGUGUUUUAUUUUUGCCAAAGCCACAUGUGCCUUUCACAGUAUGUUUAUCUACAUCUGUGUGUUUCUGUUGGAACCACUGAGCGGUACUUUUCAUUUGAUUGUUAAAUGUGACGUGACGUGAUGAUGUGUUUUUUGUGUGGCGUCACGGCAGCAUUGGUUUACAAUGGAAGUGAUUGUUUAUUUUCUGUUUUGCAAAAAAAGCUGCGAUAACUUACCAUGAAGGACCUGUGUAUGUAUCUGUAUGAUUUAAUCAAGAGGUAUUGAAGGACUGUAUUAUUUUAAGUUAUGUUUCUGUGCAGUAUUAUGUUUUUUCUUUUUUUUUUUGCUUCACCCAGCACGGCUUUGAAUGGUCUUUUGUAUGCGUGAUGUAUUAUUAUUAUCAUGUGUUGGUCAAAGAAACGUUUUCUUACAGACAAUCAUAUGGAAGUAAAUAUAUUUACAUCAACAAAUAAAAAUGCGCUUUAUGUGCUUUACCUGCAGUGAAAUGUGCAUUUAUUUUGCUACACAGAUACUUAAAGAGAGUGUUCACAAACAAGCAGAUGAAGUGAUUUAGUAUGUAUUAUCAGAUAAACAAUAUGCAUCAUUUACAUGUUUGUGCAAUAAAGUCAAGAAGAAA